AUGCGAAUAAUCCUGCUAGCAAUAUUUAUUAUUGCUAUACUGGAAAACAAUGUGGCAGAUCAUCAACAAUUUUGCUUCCGGUCUCAUCCAAAGGAAUCAGAGGGAGAAAUUCAACUGAGGAAUUAUGAACCCAACUUGUUCUGCAGCGCAACAUUGUCCGCCCCAAACGCUCAUGGAAUAAACCUUGAAAUUACCCAUAUGGACGUGAGUGCGAAGUUAUCAAAUAUGAAAUGCAUUAUUUGA
Molecule: messenger RNA, 243 nt
Organism: Dicrocoelium dendriticum
Lineage: Eukaryota; Metazoa; Platyhelminthes; Trematoda; Plagiorchiida; Dicrocoeliidae
Source: the annotation of a GenBank genome assembly